AUGGCCAACUCUACCACCCUCCAGCUAUCCAUCGACGACUCGUCACCCACGGUCCAAUACUUCCCCUUCGCUGACACACUCGGACAGCCGGACUUGUUAGCGGGCUGGAACCCAUACUUCACAGACUCGUUCUUCGCUGCGACUCCCGGCGAGACAGGAAAUGGGACUUCUUUACAUCUGACUUCACACGACGGGGCGGCGAUCUCACUCACGUUCUUUGGUACUGGUAUUCAACUGUUCGGCAAUGUUACCCAGUCAGCCUCGUACGACCUGCAGCUUGACGGAACCACGACCACUCCGGCCAUACCUCUCUCUGCGUCGGACCCGUCGCUUCUUGCGUCCUACGCCGACCUUGAUGCAGGCAAUCAUACGGUGUCCCUCAUCGUCCAUAACCCCUCCAACGCCUCCUCGAACAUCAUCGCGUUCGAUAGAGCGGUUAUAUUGGUGAACCAAACCGGAACCACCGACAUCAACUCUACUCUCAUCGAUGACACGCGCAUUCCCUUCCUUGGCACAUGGUCAUUUGAACGGGAUAGCUCACUAGCCUCCCUUGACGGAUCAGAUACCUUCCAUACAUCAAGCAACAGCGGCGACUUCUUUUCCCUCAUGUUUAAUGGCUCAGCUGUGUCUGUCUCGGGCUUCCAGGACUUCAAUUCGGGCCAUUACUCUGUCACCGUCGACGGAGUGGUUUCCGUCUUCAACGCCCAAUCCUCGUUCAGGGAGCCGACAACCCUGUUCUACAUGACCGGACUCAGCGCUAACGCCACCCACAAUCUGACGGUUGUCAAUCUUGACAACCGCCUGUUGGCUAUCGGCUCCAUCAAUGUGACCACGUUCAAUACAACACAAGUAUCCCCCGGGUCAACUGCGCAUGCAGGCUUACCAGGAAGUACUAUCGCCGCAAUCGUUGUUGCGAGUGUGCUCGGCGCCGUGCUUUUUUGCCUGCUGGCCUUCCUCUUAUAUCGUCGACGCCGACUAUCCUUGCUCCCUCGACAUGGCGCAGCAGACGAGGAGGUACUGGACUCGGACAUCGUCUUUGAGACAGGCGACAUGGACGAGAGAAAGCCCCCGUCGAAGGUCAGCAUCAGCAUCGAACGCCGGGAUGGCAGCAACAAUAGUCGAAGCUUCACAUUGUCCUUGCCUAUGCAGCAGUCGCAGUCGCGUGGUUCGCCGCGGGACGAUCACUCGCCCAGUAUCCAGGAGCUACCUCGUAGUCCAUCUGUCUCGCUCGUCGGCGGCCAGGUGCAGAAUGGCUCUAAUAACGACAAUGGCGGGGAUAAAGUCGUUACAGGUCGUAAAUCCGCCAGAACCAGGUCUGCGAGCCAGUCAUACGCGCUACCCCUUGCGCAAUACCCGUCUCCGCCCGAGCAAUACCGCCCUCAGCCGCGGCAAUCCCUUCCGCAGCCACCCGAAGUUCAGCAGUCCGAGGUCGGGACGAACGAUCCCGUCUCCCCUGCAUCGGCUCUGGCUGGGUAUAAUGCUGCCCUCGCGAGCGCUGUAGCUGCCUUGCAGCCCUCUGUACCGGUGACGGAUGCUGGGCGAAACUCGGACAGUGACCCCGAUAACACGCGUCAAGGUGUACCCAAGAACGCUCGUUCUACGGGCUACUCCUUCCUCGACAUCUCAUCGCGCGAAGGUUCAGGUCAGGACGAUCAAGAGUCGCCCGUGAAUACCUCAUCGUCUGGUUCCUGGGGCCCACGAUACAAUCGCAUGAGCCAACAGACGGGUCGCAGUGCACUAAGCCAACAGUCCAGUGGUCGUCCUGUCUCCAUGGGCUACGCGAUUGAGCAUGAACGAGGCACCGACCUGGGUCUCUUCCGGCCUUCGCAGCCUCGCUCUACAGGGCCCACUCACGCCCGUCGCUCUUCUGAACCCACCCUCCUCGCCAUCCCACCGAACUUGCCACCACCGUCGGCGCCUCCGUUGCGUCCUCUUCCGCGUAUUCCCCAGUUUCCCCAACUGCCCAUUGUCACUCCUCCAUCGGCCGGUCCAUCACGCACAGAGGGCCUUCCCGCUCUAUCUCUGCAGACAAGAUUCGAUUUUCCCGCACAACCGGCACCGACACAACUUUCCCAGCCGCGAGACCUUGAAUUAGCUGCUGCCGCCGCGACUGCAAGUGUGUCUGCCACGCUCGGUCGAUGGCUCCGCCCACCAUCAUUCUUGGGCCCAAGACGACAGUCACUCUCUGCGAACAUCUCCCCUACGGAGAGCUUACCUGUGUCCGACAUCCAGUUCCGAAGAGAGGACGAUUCGGAGGAGAACUCUCCAGCGCAAGCUGUCUCUCCGCCUACGUCGGCACCCGCUCAACGUUCAUACGCCUCGCCGUUCAUCUUGCAGACUCUCCGUGGCGAGAGACCAUCCAUCGGUUCCCCCAGCGAACAUAUACCGAGCAUAACCCACAAUCCUAGUGCCGAGUCCGUUGAGCGGUUACCAGGGCCGUCAUUCGCACCAGGUCUUGAAAGGCAGAGACACUGA
Messenger RNA from Peniophora sp. CBMAI 1063, 2475 nucleotides. The record is from the annotation of a GenBank genome assembly. NCBI's taxonomy places the organism in Eukaryota, Fungi, Basidiomycota, Agaricomycetes, Russulales, Peniophoraceae.